GCUAAAACAUUAUUCAUCCAGUAGUGUAACACGUGAAACAUUCAACAAUUUUUGCGAAAUAUCACACGUCUCGCACUCCGAUGCUUCAAUCAACAGUCAUCUCGGUCUCAUGGUCACCAUAUACGAGUCGCGUCGUGGUACACGCGAAAAGCCCAGAAACCGCUCCACUGUUUGCUCACAGUUUCUGGCUCGCCACGCCACGCCACGCCGCGCCGCGACGCGACGCGACUCCAUCCCCGCGCCGCCCGCCGCCUCUCCGCAUCCACCACCACCACCACCCUUCCGCUCCCCGAUUCCCAAUCCUCCCAAACCCCCCCGAAUUUUUUCGAAUCGCCCGCCUCCCCCUCCCACCUCCCCGCCGCGCCGUGCCGCGCCGCCGAUGUCCUCCUCCAGGCGGCCGCCCGCGCGCGCCGCCGCCACGGAGGCGGCAGCCGACGCCGCGCUCCCCCUCCACCCGUCCUCGCCCCGCUCCAAGAAGCGCUCCUCCUCCUCCCGCCGCGCCGCCGCCGGCGACCGCCGCCCCGCAGCGCGGGCGCCGAACCCUAGCCUCAGCCCGCGCGGCGGCGGCGGCGCGCCGUCGCGCAAGAGCGAGCGGAGGCGCAGGCCGCGGUCCCUCGCGAUGGCCGUCCACGGGCACGCCUCCACGUCGGGCGGCCCUGGCCUUGUCUGGAACGACGCCGACGAGGUGGCGCUGCUCACGGCCGCGGUCGCCUUCCGCGCGCGCAACGGGUUCGCGCCCCGCCUCCCGGACAUGGGCGCGCUGUUCGAGUCCCUCAGGGGCUCCAUCUCCUCCCACAUCGACCAGGCCAAGGUGUACUACAAGCUGAAGCGGAACAAGAGCAAGUUCCUGCACGCCCCACCGCAGGCCACCACCACCACCCCGCACGAUCGCCGGGUGCGCGCGCUCUCCGCGGAGCUCUGGGGCAGCGAGCUCGCGCCGCCCGCUGUAGAGGGCGACGCGGAUGCAGCCGAGGCGGCCGACGAGAGGGACGCCGAAGAGGGAUACAUCGGUGGCAAUCUGCAUGUUUCGGUGAGGCUUCCGGUGGUGUCGGAGGUGCUUGGUGAUUACUGGAGGAAGAAUGGGCGUGUGCUGUCAGGUGUCUCGCUUGAGAGGGGGUUGGCUCUGGUUGGGCCGGAGGAGGGUAGGAUGGCUGAGGCAAAGUGGAAGCGGCAGCUUGAAGUGGAGACGCAGACGCAGGGGCGCCGGCACGAUUUGGCGAAGGAGGUCUGCGCCAUGCUUAUCGAUGCUGUCAGGGGCCUGGGGCCUUAAGUGGGGGUACAACUUCCACCUCCUAUGUGCUCUGUGAAAGUGCAUUUUGGUGGAGUACAUAGCUGGAUACAUAGGUGCGAUGUCCAUUUUGUAGGCUGAUCAACCCAUCCUAUACUUGGUUGCUGACUGACAAGGCCCUAACACGGUGUGCUGUGCUGCACAGAUUGCACGACGACUCUGUCGUGCCAAAUUUAUGCCUAAUUCGGUGGAAUUAGCUGAUGAUCAUGUAAGAAACUUAGGUCUGGUGACACUUAUUUUGUUUAUCUGCCAGCUUUAGUUUUAAGAGAUGCAAAGGAAGCUUUGCCUCGUGCUUACGGCAGACCUUAUGUAAAUCAUUUGCUAACUACUGUCACGAUGCUAAAUGUAUUUUGAACUGUGGGAAUCCAAAAUAUGUUAGUGUC
This is a messenger RNA of Oryza sativa Japonica Group (Japanese rice), 1671 nucleotides long. RefSeq names its product STOREKEEPER protein. Lineage: Eukaryota; Viridiplantae; Streptophyta; Magnoliopsida; Poales; Poaceae. The record is from RefSeq and is a predicted model, not a curated record. Gene Ontology annotation, biological process: regulation of DNA-templated transcription. Gene Ontology annotation, cellular component: nucleus.